UCAAGGCGAUCCAUCGAUUUCCAUUUUCGCUCUGGUGCAGAAAGGCGUCCACUGACUGUCUCUGCUGGAAAAAAGCUAGUUUAGGAGUCGCCGUUUCCGUUUAUACGUCUCUUCGGUGGAGGAUGCCGCUAUGAUGGGUGUUUUUCACGGAAAUGGAGUUUGUGGCUGUUUACGUUCGUGCAGAAUCUGAUUAAAAACACAUCUUGUCGCCCGCAAGCUAACGUUUAGUUCACGCCACUGACUGUCCGGGGUGGUCCCGUAUCAGUGAGAGUCUUCAAGCGGGCGAUAUACAAAAAAUCUCACAGGGAGACGAUCCUGAAAAGCAAACAUGUCUGGGGCGUCCGUGAAAGUCGCCGUGCGAGUUCGGCCCUUCAACUCCAGAGAAAUAGGCAAAGAGUCCAAAUGUAUCAUUCAGAUGCAGGGCAACACUACAACCAUCCUCAACCCCAAAGCACCAAAGGAACCAGCAAAGACCUUCAGUUUUGAUUAUUCCUACUGGUCACACACCUCUCCAGAAGACUCCUGCUUUGCGUCACAGAACCUUGUGUACAAUGACAUUGGAAAGGAAAUGCUGGCGCAUGCCUUCGAGGGCUAUAACGUCUGCAUUUUUGCUUAUGGUCAGACUGGAGCUGGGAAAUCCUACACUAUGAUGGGCAAGCAGGAGGAGGGACAGGAGGGAAUUAUCCCCAUGCUGUGUGAAGAUCUUUUUGAGAAAAUCAAUGAGGACAACAACAAAGAGGAGCUCUCGUACUCAGUGGAGGUCAGUUACAUGGAGAUCUACUGUGAGCGGGUGCGAGACUUACUCAAUCCCAAGAACAAAGGGAACCUCAGAGUGCGGGAACACCCGCUGCUGGGUCCUUACGUGGAAGACCUGUCCAAACUCGCCGUCACCUCCUACACAGACAUUGCUGACCUAAUGGAUGCCGGCAAUAAGGCCAGAACGGUUGCUGCUACCAACAUGAACGAGACCAGCAGCAGAUCCCACGCAGUCUUCACCAUCGUCUUCACGCAAAAAAAACAUGACAACGAGACAGACCUCACCACAGAAAAGGUCAGUAAAAUUAGUCUGGUAGACUUGGCAGGAAGUGAGCGUGCAGAUUCCACGGGAGCUAAAGGUACCCGGCUAAAGGAGGGAGCAAACAUCAACAAAUCUCUUACCACGUUAGGAAAGGUUAUCUCUGCUUUAGCUGAAGUGGACAACUGUACCAGCAAGAGCAAGAAAAAGAAAAAGACCGACUUCAUCCCUUACAGAGACUCUGUUCUCACCUGGCUGUUGAGGGAGAACCUCGGUGGAAACUCAAGAACAGCUAUGGUUGCUGCCCUCAGUCCUGCAGAUAUCAACUAUGAUGAAACUCUCAGUACACUUCGCUACGCUGAUCGGGCCAAGAACAUCAAAUGCAAUGCUGUCAUCAAUGAGGAUCCCAAUAAUAAGUUGGUUCGUGAGCUAAAGGAUGAAGUGGCUCGACUGAAGGAGCUGCUCCGCGCUCAGGGACUGGGAGACAUCCUGGAUAUUGAUCCUAUGGGGGAUGAUUACCCAGGAAGUGGCAUCAAAUACCUCAAAGACAUUCAGAACAAUAAGAAUAGAUACUUGAUAGCCUCAGAGAACCAACGCCCUGGCCAUUUCUCCACAGCCCCUAUUGGUUCCCUGACAGCCUCUCCAUCCUCUGGUGCACUCUGCAGCCAGGGGGGUCUGCAGUUGGUCACCAGCAUCCAGGAGCGCAUCAUGUCCACACCAGGAGGAGAGGAGGCCAUUGAAAGACUUAAGGAGUCAGAAAAGAUCAUCGCAGAGCUCAAUGAAACCUGGGAGGAGAAACUCCGGAAGACGGAAGCAAUCCGAAUGGAGAGGGAGGCUUUGCUGGCAGAGAUGGGCGUGGCCAUCCGUGAAGAUGGAGGCACUCUGGGUGUGUUUUCUCCUAAAAAGACUCCUCAUUUGGUCAACCUGAACGAGGAUCCUCUCAUGUCAGAGUGUCUGCUCUACUACAUCAAAGAUGGGAUUACAAGGGUGGGUCAGGCUGAUGCUGAGAGGAGGCAGGACAUUGUUUUGAGUGGAGCUCACAUUAAGGAAGAGCACUGCAUCUUCCGCAGCGAAAGGAAUGCCAACGGUGAUGUUGUCGUGCUGCUUGUUCCCUGCGAGGGAUCAGAAACCUACGUUAAUGGGAAACGUGUUGAAGAUGCAAUCCAGCUUCGGUCAGGCAACCGUAUCAUUAUGGGAAAGAAUCACGUGUUCAGGUUUAACCACCCGGAGCAGGCCAGAGCUGAAAGAGAGAAAACUCCGUCCGCCGAAACGCCCGUGGAGCCUGUGGAUUGGACGUUUGCUCAGCGAGAGCUCCUGGAGAAGCAGGGCAUCGACAUGAAGCAGGAAAUGGAGAAAAGGCUCACCGAGAUGGAAAUCCUGUACAAGAAGGAGAAGGAAGAAGCCGACCAGCUUCUGGAACAGCAGCGACUGGUUUACGAGAGCAAACUGCAGGAGCUCCAGAAACAGGUGGAGACUCGCUCUCUGGUAGCAGAAACGCCUGAUGAGGAAGAGUUGGAGGAGGAAGAAGAGGAAGAAGAGCCUAAAUUACCUGGAUUGCCGUGGACCCAGCAUGAGUUUGAGCUGGCUCAGUGGGCCUUCAGGAAGUGGCGGUAUCAUCAGUUUACCUCCCUGCGGGAUCAGCUGUGGGGAAAUGCCGUCUACCUGAAGGAGGCCAACGCCAUUAGUGUUGAGCUCAAGAAGAAAGUCCAGUUCCAGUUUGUCCUGCUGACAGACACGUUGUAUUCUCCGCUGCCCCCUGAGCUCGUGUCCCCUGAGCCAGAGAAAGAGCGCAACCCCAGGCCUUUCCCUCGCACAGUGGUGGCAGUUGAGGUCCAGGACCUGAAGAACGGAGCCACACACUACUGGUCCCUUGAAAAACUCAAGCAGCGGCUGGAACAGAUGAGGGAGAUGUACGACCGGGCUGGAGAAAUGGCCUCCACUCACCAGGAUGAUGGGGAGGGAACUCUGACGGGAAAUGAUCCCUUCUACGACCGAUUCCACUGGUUUAAGCUCGUUGGGAGCUCCCCCAUCUUUCACGGCUGUGUCAAUGAGCACCUGGCCGACCGCACGCCCUCCCCCACCUUCUCCACCACCGACUCCGAGAUCACUGAGCUGGCGGAUGAGCGCCAGAGCGAGAUGUCCGACUUCAUGGACGACGAGGCGUUCGUGGACGACACCAGCUCAGACGCUGGCACCGAGGAGGGCUCUGACAUCUUCAGCGACGGCCAGGACCCCUUCUACGACCGCUCCCCCUGGUUCAUCCUGGUGGGAAGGGCUUUUGUGUACCUGAGCAACCUGCUGUACCCUGUACCACUCGUACACCGGGUUGCCAUAGUAACAGAGAAAGGUGAUGUGCGAGGUUUCCUGUGCGUGGGGGUCCAGGCUAUAGCUGCUGACGAGGAGGCUCCAGACUACGGGUCAGGCGUAAGACAGUCAGGAACUGCCAAGAUUUCUUUUGAUGAUGAGUACUUCAAAAAGAACGAUUUUCCCACCACGGUUAUGACCCGCUCUGGCUUGUCCCUGGAGGAGCUGCGCAUUGUGGAGGGUCAGGGCCAGAGUUCAGAGGUCAUCACACCCUCGGAGGAGCUCAACAGAAUCAACGAAAUGGACCUCAAGCUGGGCAACGUCACAGACGCCAAGCUGAGCCCCGGCGAGGGUCUAGCUGGCCAGCUGGAGGUGGGCAGCAUCUUUACCUUCCGCGUUACCGUCCUCCAGGCCAGCGGCAUCCAGCCCGAGUACGCGGACAUCUUCUGUCAGUUCAAUUUCCUUCAUCGUCACGACGAGGCAUUUUCCACAGAGCCUCUAAAGAACGCUGGAAAAGGAGCUUCUCUGAGCUUCUACCACGUUCAGAAUAUCUCAGUGGAGGUCACAGAGUCUUUUAUUGAGUACAUCAAGACCAAGCCCAUCGUGUUUGAGGUGUUUGGGCACUACCAGCAGCACCCGCUGCAUAUUCAUGGCCAAGACCUGAUCAGUCCUCCAACUCCAUCAAGGAAGUACUAUCCCAUCCCCAUGCCUCUGUCUAAACCAGUUCCAGCCACUAAGCUGAAUACGAUCACCAAGUCUAACCUGGGUCACUGUGUCAGCAAGUACGACCUGCUCGUCUGGUUUGAGAUCAGCGAGCUGGAGCCCACUGGAGAGUACAUCCCAGCUAUAGUGGAUCACAGUGCAGGACUUCCCUGUCAUGGAACGUACCUUCUGCAUCAGGGAAUCCAGAGGAGGAUCACAGUGACUCUGAUCCACGAGAAGGGCAGCGAGCUCCACUGGAAGGAUGUCCGUGAGCUGGUUGUGGGUCGUAUCAGGAACAAGCCUGAGGUGGACGACAGCGCAGCUGAUGCUGUUCUGUCCCUGAACAUCAUUUCUGCUAAGAACAUCAAGUCAUCCCACAACACCAACAGAACCUUCUAUCGGUUUGAAGCGGUGUGGGACAGCUCCCUGCACAACUCGCUCCUUCUAAACCGAGUCACUCCUUAUGGAGAGAAGAUCUACAUGACUCUGUCUGCGUAUCUGGAGCUGGACCACUGCAUCCAACCUGCCAUCAUCACCAAAGACAUCUGCAUGGUCUUCUACUCUCGAGACGCCAAGAUCUCCCCUCCCCGUUCACUCAGGAACCUGUUUGGGAGCGGGUACUCCAAAACCCCUGACUGCAACCGAGUGACGGGCAUCUAUGAGCUGAGCUUGUGUAAGAUGUCUGACACUGGAAGUCCAGGGAUGCAGAGGAGGAGGAGAAAGGUCCUGGACACCUCGGUGGCGUAUGUACGUGGAGAGGAGAACCUGGCUGGGUGGAGGCCCAGGGGAGACAGUCUGAUCUCAGAGCACCAAUGGGAGCUGGAGAAGAUGGAGCAGCUGCACGAGGUAGAGAAAACCCGUCACCUCCUCCUGCUGCGGGAGAAGCUGGGAGAGACACCGCCGGUGGGAACACCUCCUACAACUAAGUCCCUGAGCGAGUUCCUGUCCCCCAGCAUGAGCUCAGGCACGUUGUCCACCUCCACUUCCAUCUCCUCGCAGAUCUCCAGCACCACCUGCGAGAGCGCCAUCACUCCCAGCGAGAGCAGCGGCUACGACUCUGCAGACAUCGAGAGCCUGGUGGACCGCGAGAAGGAGCUGGCCACUAAGUGCCUGCGUCUCCUGACACACACCUUCAACAAUGAAUACAACCAGGUGGUCAACAGCAUCAGUGACUGCAAGCUGUCUGAUAUCUCACCUAUUGGUCGGGAUCCAUCAGUGACCAGCUUCAGCAGCGCCACACUCACCCCUUCAUCCACCUGCCCCUCACUGUCUGACUCACGCUGUGGCUCCUUAGACCAGAAGACCCCAGAGAACAGCUCUUGUGCCUCCAGUCCUUCUGGCUCAGAUUAUGAGAACUUCCCCUUGGUCCCCACCCUGGAGACGUCCUACCUUGCACGAGCUGGAAAGAAUGAGUUCCUCAACUUGGUGCCUGAUAUCGAAGAAAUGAGGCCGGGAUCCGUCGUGUCCAAGAAAGGUUUCCUGAGCUUCAUGGAGCCACGCUCCAACUCGUGGGUGAAGCAUUUUGUUGUCGUCCGCCGGCCGUACGUUUUUAUCUACAACAACGACAAGGACCCUGUGGAGCGAGGCGUCCUCAACCUGUCCACAGCUCAGGUGGAAUACAGCGAAGACCAGCAGGCCAUGCUCAAGACUCCCAACACCUUCGCCGUGUGCACAAAACACAGAGGAAUCCUCCUGCAGGCCAACAAUGAGAAAGACAUGAAUGACUGGCUGUACGCUUUCAAUCCUCUGCUCGCAGGGACGAUAAGAUCGAAGCUGGCGAGGAGGCGCAGCGGCCUGAUGAAGAACUGAGCGCAGCGGUACACAGGAACCCCCUCCCCUCUCUGAACAGCCUUUGAUCAUACCCAGUGUUAACACUUAUUAAUCAUUGUGAUUCUUGAAAGUUUUUCUCUUGUAAGUAGACUUGUGGCUUAAGUCUCCUUUCAUGCCACAAAAAGUUUCCGUUCAAGAGAAAUUUGCCCCCUCCUCCUCCAGCGUCCCCCCUCCCCCCACCUCAGCUUUUGUGUUUCUUUUUUCACGACUGAUGUCUGGGUCUAAUUCCUUUCUGCUCUCUCGUCACUCCCUAACUAGUAGCAUGUUGUGGUAGUCUACUUUUGUGUGCACGGCUCUUUAGAUACUACUCUUCAGUUCUGCCGAUCAUCUGUAAAAGAAAGAAAACAACAAAAAAAAGGAGAUGUCUCUCAGUGUUACUCGUCUCCCAAAAUGAGUUUUAGUUUUGUUUCCUUUUUGUUGUUUUGGAUCAUGUGCUCGCAUGAUAACUGCAGCAUUCCUCAGGAGAUGAUCACUGAAAAAAACAAAAACAAAUCAAACAGCUAAAAUUAUGAAGGGAAAAUCUACUAAUAUCUCCUUGUGAUGUGUUAGUUUAAGCUCUGCAACGUGAAUUAUUGCUGCUACUAAAGUCGUAGUUUAUUAUUAUUUUUUUUAAUCUUGAAAUAAUUUGCAUCAGGCAGAGCAGCCUUGAACUGUCUCAGUAAAACUCACAAGUUUGAGUGAAAGUCUUGGAAGAGCAGCACUGAAUCUCCACCGUCACCAAGGUGAUGUUUAGAUCCCCGUCCUCAGUCUCUGUACAUACACCCGCGAUGGUGCCGAUGUCGAGUCUGUGCAUCUGUGUAAGCGUCAAAAACACAUGCUAACUGGACAAAAUAAGCAAAAAUGAAUGGUUUUGUAUCCCUGCAGUGGGAAAGAUUAGAUGGAUUGUUCAUGCAAAAGUACAAAAUUGUCAUUUUGCUCUUUCAUCUCAAGAAAAUAACAGAGUUUUGAGGAUAUCGGGGUAAGGGAAAUGCUCCACGGAUGAAUAGCUAAAUGCAGCCAGCUCUGGGAUCAGUCUGAUGGUUAAAUCCCGUUUAAGACAUUCCUCUUUAGUUUCGUCAGUAAUGUGUUGGGUAACCGUCACGUAGAUGGUGAUGAGGAAGAGAAUGAAGCAGCGGCGUUUCAGCCCAGACGCCAGGCCCGACGGACGAUAACAGCGUUGGGUUGUAUCUAAAAUGAAGCAUUAACAGUUUUUCUAAUAGUUCCUGGAAAAACAAACUCUUCAGCUCAUAAUUAUUUUUCAUACUCAACAUCACUUUGCUUUUGAUUAAUAUAGUGAUUAAAACUUUAUUUAUAUGAAAUGUAACAGAGGGCAUUUAUUUCUUGAUUUGUAACCAGCGUCUUUUGGUGUUUCACCUUAUUUUGCACAUUAACGCAUAUCUAUAGCAAGACUUAGAGCAGAUCACACAGGAUUUUUUUAUGUCCAAGCUUCAGGAACCAAGAUGGGCGCACACAUCGAGGCUACGCUGGACGAUACGCAGGUUCGGAAAAGAUUUAGGAGAGAGAAGGGACGGCGAGGUGAAAGAUUUUGUUACGUGUGUUUGUGGAAAUAUUUGCUGUGUUUGUGCUGAUGCUGCUGCCUCUGUUUCAUCCGUUACAAGCUCAGGUGGGUGUUGUUGGACUCUGGCCUACCAACCAGCAGUCUGCAGCCUCUGAACGGGACACGAGAGUUGAAUCAGAGCCUUUAUUAGUGGAGUUUUUAUAAUUAAUGACACCCAGGGCGUCACUGUCCUCAGGUCAGCCAACCUGCUGGUCAGAGACGCAAAACCUGGUUUGUUUACUUUGGAGAAAAUUAAAUUACUCCACACCUGAUUUUAUCAGAGCAUCUAUGCAUUAAAACGCAAACCUCAACUGGAAGAGAUGCAUAUUUUAAAUCAGCACAUCAGAGCAAACACUUUCACAUCAGUGGCUAGUUUGCAGAGUUCUAUUGUUUUGAAUUUUGUAUUUAUUCUUUGCAAUGUAUAUAUUAGUUUGCAGCUCUUUGCACAUGCUAAUUAAAGGUUCAACUAACUGAUCAAGUAAAAGCGUCUGAGGUUUAGUUGUUCUGCUAAUAAGGAACCAAAUAAAGUUUUGAUAGCGGCCUCUGGCUUGAACUGGGAGGGAGUUGAAUGUAAGAUUUAAUCAAGAAGUUUUUAGUUUGUCAUUUAAUGAAUUAAUGAGUUUAAGGAGGAAGUGAGUUACAUUAGUGCUUCCUGUUUAUCAGAAAGUGAUGUAAAGGUCUGCUGUUGUUUUUGAGGACUCACACUGAACAGGUUUCCGGCUCUUUAACGAAAGGUGGUGUUGAUCCGUUUCAUUUUUCUAAUAUCAGGGAAAAUAAUACAUCGUAGCUAAUAACAUGUAAACUGAUAGAAGAUAGACACUCUUCUCCGAUUUCAAUGAUGCCUUUUAAAUUAAAAUUAGCUAUGGUAAUUUCCAUCGUCCCCUCUGACAAAUAAAUAUCCAACGUUUCCUUUUGGAUUCAUUUGCUGAAAGAAUGAAGGACAAACCGCGACAUUAACGCUGUACAUUAUUUGUUCGACUGGUUUCAUUUUCAUACUUGCCGUGUAAAUAUCUGUGUUGUAUGGAGCUUGGAACUAAAAUGUAAAUAUGUUUUACUGUAUUUGUAAUAAUUAUAAUCCAUUUCGCUGUAUAGCGUAGAUGUGUCAUGCAGAUAUCCUAAUUCUGUGUAUGGUAAUCUUGCACCACUGAACUGUUUAGUGAAUGAGGCAACAAUAAAAGUGCAAACUGUGCGUUAGCAGAACAA
Molecule: messenger RNA, 8591 nt
Organism: Nothobranchius furzeri (turquoise killifish)
Lineage: Eukaryota; Metazoa; Chordata; Actinopteri; Cyprinodontiformes; Nothobranchiidae
Gene: kif1b
Product: kinesin family member 1B
Biological process (GO): microtubule-based movement
Molecular function (GO): microtubule motor activity; microtubule binding; ATP binding
Source: RefSeq, a predicted model, not a curated record